Messenger RNA from Coprinopsis cinerea okayama7#130, 339 nucleotides. RefSeq lists its product as hypothetical. The record is from RefSeq and is a predicted model, not a curated record. The coding region runs from base 1 to 339 and encodes 112 amino acids. The transcript is spliced from 4 exons. NCBI's taxonomy places the organism in Eukaryota, Fungi, Basidiomycota, Agaricomycetes, Agaricales, Psathyrellaceae.
AUGAUCUUCACUCACAAACUCGCCGUCCUUGUCCCCUUCAUCGCCUCCGCCUCCGCCAUCUGCCCUGGCUUCAACUACGGCGUCGGUAACGUUCGAAGUCUCGGGAACGGGUUUAACCGAUGGGACGUCUACAACUCCGCCUGCGAAGUCGUCGACGGAUUAACGACCAACCUCAACCCAUGCGAUACCAGCACAUUCGGAUGCACUCCCCCACCCAUCAAGUUCAACCGCUACACCAACUCGUUCGAUGGCUUGAUCUACGAAUGCCGCCCCGAUCCCAACUCUGGUCGAUGCGGAGAUGAUGUCAUCUCCGUCUGCUGCCGAAACGACGGAGGCUAA